Messenger RNA from Colossoma macropomum (tambaqui), 1124 nucleotides. It is a transcript of the gene tmem222a, whose product is annotated as transmembrane protein 222a. The transcript has 6 exons. The coding region runs from base 46 to 639 and encodes 197 amino acids. The record is from RefSeq and is a predicted model, not a curated record. NCBI's taxonomy places the organism in Eukaryota, Metazoa, Chordata, Actinopteri, Characiformes, Serrasalmidae.
AGGAGUGCGCAUGCGCAGCGCCGCUGUGCGUCACUGUUUACUGUGAUGGCGGAUGUGUCCGCGGUGGACAAUAUGAAGAAUUAUCAGAAUUUUCAGGGCGCUUUCGACAAAAUAGACAGAGAACAGAGCAGAUAUCCGUACUGCAUCGUCUGGACACCAAUCCCAGGCCUGACGUGGUUCCUGCCCUUUAUUGGUCACAUGGGCAUCUGCACCUCCACAGGUGUGAUCCGAGACUUCGCAGGGCCCUAUUUUGUAUCUGAGGACAACAUGGCGUUUGGGAAACCAACAAAGUACUGGAAGCUGGAUAAAAACAAAGUGUACGCGGGAGGCUCCAGCGCCUGGGACGCAGCAGUGCACGACGCGUCUGAAGAAUACAAGCACAGAAUGCAUAACCUGUGCUGCGAUAACUGCCACUCUCAUGUCGCCAUGGCGCUGAACCUGAUGCGCUACGACAACAGCACCUCGUGGAACAUGGUCAAUCUCUGCUUGCUGUCCUUCAUCUACAGUAAACACGUCAGCUUUGUCGGCUUCCUGAAGACGUGGCUGCCCUUCCUCAUGAUCUGCGGAGUCAUCGUCACAGUUACGCUGGCCUUCAAGCUCCAAUCAGCAACACUGGACACAAUGAACCACAGUGGAUAGGACCAUGGUGAAGGGGGGGUACAGCACAGGGUCACCAUCGGGGGGCGCUCCAGACCAGCUGGCACUGCAGCAAAAAAAGGGCGAAUGCAAAAUGCAUAGUUUAAAGUACCUCAGUGUUAAUUACACCUCUUUAUGCCAUCACAUCUCACGGGAGUGACCGCACGUUUGGACAGACCCGCUGAGAGACUGACUUUCAUAGAAACUGACUCUCCAACAUGAAGACCAGCAGCAUACAGAGAAGACCAUCAGACCAGACUUACACCUCAUCACUACAGCCUCCUGCUCUAAGAUUGAUUUACCUGCACAUGCUCCGCCCACAAAUGUGUUCUCACAGUACGCUGGGAAAAAUCCCCCUAAAUCUAACGAGAAACUGUAGAACAGCCUCAGUUUAUAUCACAAUACCUACAUUUAGAGUCGGUUAUUCAUUCAGCCUAAUGAGAAACUGUAGAACAGCCUCAGUUUAUAUCACAAUACCUACAUUUAGA